Sander lucioperca (pikeperch) is the source of this 4393-nucleotide messenger RNA. RefSeq names its product ATP-dependent RNA helicase DHX8. The coding region runs from base 161 to 3811 and encodes 1216 amino acids. The transcript has 23 exons. Gene Ontology annotation, molecular function: ATP binding; RNA binding; RNA helicase activity. Lineage: Eukaryota; Metazoa; Chordata; Actinopteri; Perciformes; Percidae. The record is from RefSeq and is a predicted model, not a curated record. Gene Ontology annotation, biological process: spliceosomal complex disassembly; mRNA splicing, via spliceosome. Gene Ontology annotation, cellular component: catalytic step 2 spliceosome; intracellular anatomical structure.
CGCCAUCGUGCGGCAAGUAGAGGCAAAACUAGCCACCCUUACGUAAUUCAUCCAUGCUACGUACUUCACGUAAAAUACGGAAGUGGGGAAGUUGCCCACACAUCCAAUCAAUAUGUCUGCUGUUGUCUACCUUCUGUGAACAAAACAAGACUCGUGGAGAAUGGCAGACGGCGGAGUUGACGAGCUAUCGCAGCUUGAAUAUUUGUCUUUGGUGUCCAAGGUCUGCACGGAGCUUGACAACCAUUUGGGAAUAAGUGACAAAGAUUUAGCUGAAUUUGUCAUCGACCUUGCUGAAAAACAGCCGACCUUUGAUGGAUUCAAAGCUCUUUUGCUUCAAAAUGGAGCCGAAUUCACAGAUUCUCUCAUUGGUAAUUUGCUCAGGCUCAUUCAGACUAUGCGACCUCCAUCCAAGUCAUCUACGAGUAAAGUUUCUGAGGCUUUGGUCAAGCCGAAGACAGAAAAGGAAAGGUUGAAGGAGCUGUUUCCUGCACUGUGUAGAGCAAAUGAUCCAGUGCCAAAGAAGCUACUAGAUGAAGAUGAUGUGAAGGUAGCAGCUGAUGCCAUGAAAGAGCUGGAGAUGUUUAUGCCCAGUGUCAGUGGGACAGACUCCAAAAGCAGCAAGAGCAGGUCAGAAAAGAGCAGACGCCACAGCAGAAGUCGAAGCAGAGAAAGAGACAGGCACAGAGAUCGGGACAGAGAUCGGGACAGAGAUCGGGAGAAGGACAGGAAGAGACGGCAUCGCUCAAGGUCCAGGUCUCGCUCCAGAGACCGUGAUCGGCACCGAGAUGGAGACAGAGACAAAGAUCGCGGCAAAAGAAGAGACAAAUCUUCCCGCUGGUCUGAGCGCUCACCUAGCCCCAAAAAAGACCAAGACAAAGACUCUGACCGCUGGAAGGACAAACAUGUGGACCGGCCACCACCAGAGGAACCUUCGGUUGGGGACAUAUACAAUGGCAAAGUCACCAGUAUUAUGCAGUUUGGUUGCUUUGUUCAGCUGGAGGGAUUAAGGAAACGAUGGGAGGGUUUGGUCCACAUUUCCGAGCUGCGUAGAGAGGGCCGUGUGGCCAACGUGGCUGAUGUUGUCAGCAAAGGCCAAAGAGUCAAGAUCAAGGUUCUCUCGUUCACCGGCUCUAAGACCAGCCUCAGUAUGAAGGAUGUGGACCAGGAGACAGGAGAAGACCUGAACCCCAACAGGAGGAGGAACGUAGGCCCAGACGGAGGAGAUGAGAUCUCCAUGAGAAACCCCGACCGGCCGAGCAACCUGAACCUGGGACACCCCCCUGAGCUGGAGCAGGACGACACCUUGGAGCGCAAGAGGCUCACCAAAAUUUCUGACCCAGAGAAGUGGGAGAUCAAACAGAUGAUUGCUGCCAACGUCUUGUCCAAAGAAGAGUUCCCUGAUUUUGAUGACGAGACAGGGAUCCUUCCUAAAGUUGAUGAUGAAGAGGAUGAAGAUUUGGAAAUUGAGCUGGUUGAAGAGGAGCCCCCCUUCUUGAGGGGACACACCAAACAAAGCAUGGACAUGAGCCCUGUCAAGAUUGUUAAGAAUCCAGAUGGUUCUCUGUCUCAAGCGGCCAUGAUGCAGAGCGCUCUGGCUAAGGAGAGACGAGAGUUGAAGCAGGCUGCACGAGAGGCAGAGAUGGACUCCAUCCCCAUGGGGUUGAAUAAACACUGGGUCGACCCGCUGCCAGAUGUUGAUGGUAGGCAGAUUGCAGCUAACAUGAGAGGCAUUGGCAUGAUGCCUAAUGACAUCCCGGAGUGGAAGAAGCAUGCUUUUGGAGGCAACAAGGCCUCUUAUGGAAAGAAGACCCAAAUGUCCAUCCUGGAGCAGAGGGAGAGCCUGCCUAUCUACAAGCUGAAGGAGCAGCUCAUUCAGGCUGUCCAUGACAACCAGAUCCUGAUUGUGAUUGGAGAGACGGGGUCUGGUAAGACCACGCAGAUCACUCAGUACCUGGCGGAGGCAGGCUACACCACCAGGGGAAAGAUUGGCUGUACGCAGCCCCGUCGUGUGGCCGCCAUGUCAGUGGCCAAGAGAGUCUCUGAGGAGUAUGGUUGCUGUCUAGGACAAGAGGUGGGUUACACCAUCCGUUUUGAGGACUGUACUAGCCCCGAGACGGUGAUCAAGUACAUGACGGACGGUAUGCUGUUGAGAGAGUGUCUGAUUGAUUCUGAAUUGGGACAGUACGCCAUUAUCAUGUUGGAUGAAGCUCAUGAGAGGACAAUCCACACUGAUGUUCUCUUUGGUUUGCUCAAGAAGACCGUACAGAAACGCACAGACAUGAAACUGAUUGUAACAUCAGCCACGUUGGACGCUGUGAAGUUCUCUCAGUAUUUCUAUGAAGCGCCCAUCUUCACCAUCCCAGGAAGAACUUACCCAGUAGAGGUUCUCUACACCAAAGAACCUGAGACAGACUACCUGGAUGCCAGUCUCAUCACAGUCAUGCAAAUUCAUCUGACCGAACCUCCAGGUGACGUCCUGGUGUUUCUGACUGGACAGGAAGAGAUCGACACCGCUUGUGAGAUCUUGUACGAGCGAAUGAAGUCACUGGGGCCUGAUGUUCCCGAGCUGAUUAUUCUUCCAGUUUACUCUGCCCUGCCUAGUGAGAUGCAGACAAGAAUCUUUGACCCGGCUCCCCCAGGCAGCAGAAAGGUGGUCAUUGCCACAAACAUUGCAGAAACAUCUCUGACCAUCGAUGGAAUCUAUUAUGUAGUGGACCCUGGUUUUGUCAAGCAAAAAGUGUACAACUCGAAGACUGGCAUUGACCAGCUGGUUGUGACUCCUAUCUCACAGGCCCAGGCCAAGCAGAGGGCUGGUCGAGCCGGCAGAACAGGCCCAGGGAAGUGUUACAGGCUCUACACCGAGAGAGCCUACAGAGACGAGAUGCUGACCACCAACGUGCCUGAGAUCCAGAGAACCAACUUGGCUAGCACUGUGCUGUCUCUGAAGGCAAUGGGCAUCAAUGACCUCCUGUCUUUUGACUUCAUGGACGCUCCACCCAUGGAGACUCUGAUCACAGCCAUGGAGCAGCUCUACACUCUGGGAGCUCUGGAUGAUGAAGGCUUACUCACACGGCUGGGCAGAAGGAUGGCAGAGUUUCCCCUGGAGCCCAUGCUGUGUAAGAUGUUGAUCAUGUCCGUCCAUCUGGGCUGCAGUGAAGAGAUGCUCACCAUCGUGUCAAUGCUGUCUGUGCAGAACGUCUUCUACAGGCCCAAGGACAAGCAGGCCUUGGCCGACCAGAAGAAGGCAAAGUUUCACCAACCUGAGGGGGAUCACUUGACCCUGCUGGCGGUUUACAACUCCUGGAAGAACAACAAGUUCUCCAACCCCUGGUGUUAUGAGAACUUCAUCCAGGCUCGCUCCCUGCGCAGAGCCCAGGACAUCCGCAAACAGAUGCUGGGUAUCAUGGACAGACAUAAACUGGAUGUGGUAUCCUGUGGCAAAGCCACAGUACGGGUCCAGAAAGCCAUCUGCAGCGGCUUCUUCAGGAAUGCAGCUAAAAAGGAUCCUCAAGAAGGCUACCGGACCCUUAUAGACCAGCAAGUUGUAUACAUCCACCCCUCCAGUGCUCUGUUCAACCGCCAGCCUGAGUGGGUUGUGUACCAUGAGUUGGUGCUGACCACCAAGGAGUACAUGCGGGAGGUGACCACCAUCGACCCUCGCUGGCUGGUGGAGUUUUCACCUGCCUUCUUCAAAGUGUCCGACCCUACACGCCUCAGCAAGCAGAAGAAACAACAGCGCCUCGAGCCUCUGUACAACCGUUACGAGGAGCCCAACGCUUGGAGAAUCUCUCGUGCCUUCAGACGCCGUUGAUAUGCGUGACAUCACCAAUACAGAACAUUUUGACAGUCAUGAUGGGAGUUGGCUGCAUCGUCCUGUACCAUCUAGUGGUGAAGUUUUUAGCAUCCCAACUCAACUUCAAGCUGUGUAUUCACUUCUCCUUUUAAAUGUGUACACGUUGUACAUUUCCCCCCAGAAGUUCCUACAAUAUGGUAAUUUUAGUGUCAUUAUUUUAGGAAACCCAGAGCUAUUUGCUUUUCAUAGCACUAAUACAGGAACAAUAAGAUCCAAAUCUGUUCUGUUAUGACAACAGUUUUAUAGAUAAUCUUCUGAGGAGAUUCUGAAAAACAGUGGACUAUUUAUUUUGACUGUAAAUUGUAAUAGCAUAAUGUUAUGCCGAAAUACGACCUGAUGGGAUCAUAAUGGAGUCUUUAUGUUUCACUAGUCAAUACUUGUCAGAGCAUAAGGAUUGAAUGAUUGUUUGAUAGAUUUUGUACUGUAGCAUGGACAGCUUUCACUCACUUGUCUGUGUAUCUGAGACUGUUGCUUUGCUUUACUUGCCAGUGGAACUAUAAAAAUAUGUCCUUGAAUAAAUGCAAAUUUUUCUUAACCCUG